AUGCCGUAUCCUCCUGUCGGUCUAGCUUUGCAACCUGUCCCUACUCUGCCUGUCCCUACUCUACCUAUCCCUACUCUACCUACCCCUGUCGCAGUCAAGUCAGAAGACUUGUAUGAGCGUGUCGGCCAAGUCGGUGAAGGAACCUAUGGCAAAGUAUACAAGGCCAGGAAUAAGCAGACAGGAGAAUAUGUCGCUCUGAAGAGGAUUCGCAUGGAGGCUGAAAAGGAUGGGUUCCCUAUUACCGCUAUGCGAGAGAUCAAGUUGUUGCAGUCAUUGAGCGACCGCCAUGUCGUUAGCCUGAAGGAGCUCAUGGUUUCUAAAGGCGCAGUCUACAUGGUGUUCGAAUACAUGGAUCACGAUUUGACUGGAAUCUUGCAGCAUCCCCAGCUAAAGUUCCGCCCUGACCAUGUCAAAUGUCUUAUGAAACAACUUCUGGAGGGUCUUGGAUUUCUGCACCACAAGGGCGUCCUUCAUCGCGACAUCAAAGGAUCUAACCUGCUGGUGAACAAGUUGGGCGAGUUGAAGCUCGCUGAUUUUGGUCUGGCAAGACUAUUUCAGAAAAAGCGAAAGCGGGACUACACGAACCGGGUGAUCACCCUGUGGUAUCGGCCACCUGAACUCAUUCUUGGAGCGACGGCAUAUGGUCCAGAGGUUGACAUGUGGAGCGCUGGGUGCAUCAUGGUCGAGCUUUUUACCCGGAAACCGAUCUUUCAGGGUCAUAAUGAGAUCACGCAACUAGACCACAUCUGGAAAACGAUGGGCACACCGCAAAAGGAUACCUGGCCAGACGUUGAGCAACUGCCAUGGUACGAGCUCAUCAAGCAUGUCAGCUCAGAGUCGAGGCCGUCCAAAUUCAGAGAGAUCUUUGGCAGGAUCAUGAGCCCUGCAGCUCUCGAUCUAGCCGAAGCCUUGCUCAACCUGAACCCCAGGGGGCGCCCGACUGCUGUCGAGGCACUCACAAAGUUUGCGUACUUCACUGAGGAAGAGCCCGCUGCUUGCAAGCCUGAAGAUCUACCGAAAAUCGAGGGCGAUUGGCACGAGUAUGAGUCAAAGCAGAGAAAG
Gamsiella multidivaricata is the source of this 1062-nucleotide messenger RNA. Its product is annotated as kinase-like domain-containing protein. Lineage: Eukaryota; Fungi; Mortierellomycota; Mortierellomycetes; Mortierellales; Mortierellaceae. Gene Ontology annotation, molecular function: ATP binding; cyclin binding; RNA polymerase II CTD heptapeptide repeat kinase activity. Gene Ontology annotation, cellular component: cyclin/CDK positive transcription elongation factor complex; nucleus. The record is from RefSeq and is a predicted model, not a curated record. Gene Ontology annotation, biological process: positive regulation of transcription elongation by RNA polymerase II; protein phosphorylation; transcription elongation by RNA polymerase II. The transcript is spliced from 5 exons. The annotation marks the transcript as partial.